AUGGAGGCAGUGAGGAUGCCGACGACAAUCAUCUAUGAGGAGGUCAUGGAAGAUCGGGAGCCGAGAAACGGGCAGGAAUUUAUACAUCGCACUUUAAUGGAUUGGACUUUUGGCCGGCUGCCUUGGCUUGACGAAAUGCUCGACAGCAUGGUCGAGCGGCGCAGAGAAGAAGAGGAUCAGCGUCAGAGCGACCAGGCGGAGGAGGAGCCAUUCAAACCGCCCAAGGCCAUCCAGGACAAUUUGAGGGAGACAACCUGGGCGGCGGCCGGCGCAAGGCUGCAGACUGAGUGCGCCGUGUGCCUCAAGGACUUCGAGGCGGAGGACAUGGUCAGCAAGAUGCCGUGCGACCACUGCUUCCAUCAGGGCUGCAUCUCACAGUGGCUCCGGGUCAGCUGCGUCUGCCCCCUCUGCCGCCACGCGCUGCCCACUGCAUGAUG
Molecule: messenger RNA, 437 nt
Organism: Lolium rigidum
Lineage: Eukaryota; Viridiplantae; Streptophyta; Magnoliopsida; Poales; Poaceae
Product: E3 ubiquitin-protein ligase RNF181-like
Exons: 1
Coding region: 1-435 (144 amino acids)
Source: RefSeq, a predicted model, not a curated record